GAGGACCUUAUGGUGGUUGUCACUUAUCUUCGAUCAAAGGCAGAUUUGAAAACCAAGACAGGUGUAUUAGAAGGAAAGCGACAUGAUUAUUUCAAAGGAAAAGCAGCGGUCAAAGCUCUUCUUUCUCCCUCAUAUGCCAAGGUCCAUCCAUCAACUUUACCAAAAGUGACCGACGAGAAUACAGCAAGUCAAUUAUUACAUUCGAUCGUACCCUAUGCAUUCUUUCUAAGAGUCGAAAGAUCCAACCAAUCUAUAGCAGGAGCCAAGAUCCUACAAAUCAAUCCUGCACAACUCUUUAAUCAAGAAGAAUAUUAUGCAUGGCUUUAUAAUGGAAACCAAUUAGCUGUCAUUGCAGGUGCAGCCUUGAUGGUGCUUGUGAUCCUUGCUGGAGUGAUGUUUCCACUUUGGCCUAUGAGUUUGAGGAUCGGGGUUUGGUAUCUUUCGAUUGCUGCUUUGGGAUUAGUCGGAUUGUUUUUCUUGAUUGCGAUUGUUAGAUUGAUCCUUUAUGUGAUCACGUAUUUUGCUGCUGCUCCUGGGAUUUGGUUGUUUCCUAACUUGUUUGAAGAUGUUGGAUUUGUUGAUUCGUUUAUUCCUUUAUGGGGUUGGGAUAUCCCACCACCUAAAAAG
Molecule: messenger RNA, 627 nt
Organism: Melampsora larici-populina 98AG31
Lineage: Eukaryota; Fungi; Basidiomycota; Pucciniomycetes; Pucciniales; Melampsoraceae
Exons: 3
Biological process (GO): post-translational protein targeting to membrane, translocation
Cellular component (GO): endoplasmic reticulum membrane; endoplasmic reticulum
Source: RefSeq, a predicted model, not a curated record